AUUUAAUUACAUAUUUGCACAUAUAAUUUUAAAAUUUAAUGAUUAUUUGAUUAUUCGAUGAAUGAAAACGCGCGAUGUGUUGAUAUUAUUUGAUUGUUGGAACAAUUGGAGUUUCGAGAUUAGGUGUAUAGGUAUGCACAUACAAUGUACGUGUAUAUACAAACAUGAGAAUAAUCUCUCCUUCUUAUAACAUCUCUCUCUUCGAGAGAUGUUUCAGUUGUUAUCAAUUUUCUACAUCCCCACUUUACAUACGUUAGAGACAUAAUUGUACAUUUUAAUGAAGAUAAUGAUAAUGAGAUCUUCCGAUUUAUUUAUUCGUUUACGUAUUUUUAGCGCGAAUAUUUAAGUAAUAUGAAAUAAUAUUUAUAAUAUAGUUUAUAGUACAUAUAUAGUAUUAUUUUAUCUCAUAGUUUAAUAGAGACCUCACAUAUAUAGAUCGCGCGUAAUAAUAGAAUCGCAUUAUGAAUGCGACCAUAUUCAAAGUUAAUGUAUGAAUUCACUUACGUUUUGUCUGUCUAUUCGAAGAUCGUCCAUCUCAUCAAGUUUGCUAGGCAUCGAGAUACUAGUCUUCCUUAUAUUCGUAACACGCAGCGCUGUCACUUCCGGCAAUGCUUUCACCGCGUUAUUCGUCUUCUCGGCCGCUUCUUGAAUUUUUUCUCUCUUGGUUACAUCAACAAGUGCAUUCGUAUUGUUGUUCGAUUUAUCUGCAAGCAAAAUCGUGAAAAAUUGAUCAAAUAAAAUUAAUGAAAAUUUAUACAUAUAUUUAAAACAUGCGUCUUAUCACUCGCGGCGACAUUUAAUUGUGUUAAAAUAAUGUUAGCGCGCGCACGCGGAUUAAUAAUAAUAUAAUUUCUAUAAAAUUAAUUCACAUAGUUCGAACGUUAUCGCUAAAUAAAUAUUAGCGAUCAGAAAUGGGCGCGUCUACGCAAAUAACGUGAUUCCGCUAACUUAUCGUAGUACAAACUUUCGUAGGAAAACAUCGCGGCAAUUGGAGCGGCAGUGCAAUUGGAGAGCAAAAAGGUACUUACAGGAUUAAUAAUUAAAAACUUAGCACUUUUACCAUGACGAUAGCGCAUAACGGAAUAAACAAAUAUCAAGAAUAUAACCUGCUUUUAUAAUUUCUGCAAACGCAUGACAUAAAUAUAAAUAAAUAAGUAAAUUAAAUUGAUUUCCUCAUUACUUUCCUAAAUAGAGAGAGGAAGAGAGGGAGAGGGAGAAAAAUAAAGAGAUUUAAAAAUAAUCUCAAAAAGUGCGAAAUAAAAAAUGUGCGAUUGUUCACAAAACUUGGCAGAUGAUAAAACUGUUGGGAAAAUUGGGCCUGAAAUCGUAACCAUCUUCUCGAAAUGUUCCACGUCGUAUCGUCCCGGAAGAGACAUCCUCGAACACACAAUUCCCUCCAGUCCGAAUUGCAUGUCGAUCGAUUCCGUGCAAUCUAAUAGCAGUGACACGGCAUGCGACUUUGCGAAAAGAUCGUCGUCGAGUACGGAAUUCUUUAGCGAAUCCAGCAGAACGCACAAAGUUUGCCCAACGGAAUGCGAUUAUUCCGGCGAAGAAGAAGGUUUCAAGUUGCCAGCGGUUUGUUACGACGAAAUUGAAAAGGAGGAGCCGGGAAUCGAGUACACCUUGGCUAUAAUAAAGCCCGAAGCGAUGAUCUACAGAAAAGAGAUCGAGCGUCGAAUAUACACGGAAGGUUUCGAGAUUUGCCAGAUUCGUUGGCUUCAACUUACACCCGAACAGGCUUCGGAAUUCUACAACGAUCACUUCAGCGAAUUAAGCUUCCCUCGUCUGGUGGCGUACAUGUCUUCAGGAUCUAUUAUGGUGUUUGUAUUGGCGAAGCAGAAUGCCGUGGAAGAAUGGAAGAGAAUCAUAGGACCGGCUACGGUAACUGAGGCGCGUAUGUAUUUUCCCGACAGCAUAAGAGCGAGAUACGGUCGUAGAGAUGAUUGCAAAAAUGCUGUACAUGGUAGCGAUAGUCGUCAACAAGCUGAAAAAGAGAUCCACUUUUUCUUUCCUCAAUUCAUAUAUGAGCCGUUAUUGAGGAACGAGGCGGCUAAAGACUUUUUAUGGGAAAAUAUUAAUCCGAUUCUCGUCGAAGGUCUAACUUUGUGUUGCAAACAUCGACCGACUGAUCCUGUAUUGUGGUUGGCACACUGGUUGAUCCUAAACAAUCCUAAUAAACCUAAAUUACCGGAAGAUCUCGCUUUAAUUCCAACAUAAUGUUCUUUAAAAUUCAUCUCAAGUUAUCUACCUGAUUCUCGACACUUUCAUACAGUAAGAAUCGUUGUCUUACCUACUGGAUCUAUUUCGUUUGAAUCUUCUUGUUGACGACAUGAUGGCAUCCUUUUUAAUCUGCUCUUCUGCGCGGUUUGCGGACUGUACCUUAAAAUAUAAAAUGGAACAUUGCAAA
Nylanderia fulva is the source of this 2407-nucleotide messenger RNA. Lineage: Eukaryota; Metazoa; Arthropoda; Insecta; Hymenoptera; Formicidae. The record is from RefSeq and is a predicted model, not a curated record.